AUGAAAUUUGACAUUAUUUCACUUGCGGUUCUGCUGAAAUUGACUGUUAUAUUGGGGAUCCGUGCCUAUAAAGGGCUGGGCAAUCGGGCCUUCGGCACUCCAGGAAAAGUGCUGUCAGCUUCCAUAAUCACAUUAAAUAACAUCGGAGCCAUGGCCAGCUACCUAUUCAUUGUGAAGUCAGAGCUGCCGUUGAUAAUUGAACUCUUCCUGGGAACCACAUCUGACUCCCGAGAGUGCUAUCUGAAAGGGGAAUACCUGGUGAUUAUUGUCAGCCUGACAAUAAUCUUACCUCUUGCCCUCAUGCGGCAGCUUGGCUACAUUGGCUACACCAGUGGGUUCUCUUUGACUUGCAUGGUGUUCUUCCUCAUCUCUGUAAUCUACAAGAAGUUAACCAUUGGGUGUCCACUUAAUAACCAUGACCCGAGUCAAGCAUCAGGGGAUAUAAACAACGGCACCACGGAAGAUGACGUGUGCGGGGCCAAAUUGGUCACCCUUAACACAAGGACAGCAUAUACCGUCCCAAUUUUGGCGUUUGCCUUUGUCUGCCAGCCAGUAGUUCUGCCCAUCUACACAGAACUGCGGAAGGGCCACAUCAGCGCCGAGCCUGAUUUUUAUAUUACCUGGAUUAUUCUAUAUUAGAAUUGUCCCGGUGGAUCUGGAACCCUUGAAAUCCAAAACAAAGAUUCAGGCUGCCUGUUUUACAGGCUUAGGGUUCCUCCUCAUGGUGAUGAGUAUCUCUUUCAUCAUCAUGGAUUGGGUGUCUGCAGGAACCCAAGGCGCUGGUGGACAUUAAUUUUAAGGCAGGACAGC
Messenger RNA from Paramormyrops kingsleyae, 810 nucleotides. Lineage: Eukaryota; Metazoa; Chordata; Actinopteri; Osteoglossiformes; Mormyridae. The record is from RefSeq and is a predicted model, not a curated record.